UCUUUCCACACGUUGUAGUGUUUGUCUUCUCUCUUCCCUCUUCUCUCGCUCAUGAACUCCUCCCGCCAUGAAUUGAUCUCCCAAUCUCCUCAGAACCACCCAUUCCUCCAAGUUUGAAGUGACAUUCCCGAGAUCUGAAGUAUGGCAUUUAGUGUUUGCACAAACCAUUUUCCUUCCUAUGGAUGUGCGCAACGAGCUAGGUGCAAUGCUCAACACCAUCAAAACCUAUCUAAGUUCAAAUUAUGGGCCAAUACAAACAUUUCAAGGACCUGUCUUUGGAUGAAAUCUCAAUCAGAUAGUCAUCAGUUUAAGUGUGGAGGGCCUCAUUGGAAUUCCAGGAGUGAAAUUAUAGCUGCAUCAAGCAAGUCUAAUGUUCAUGUUGAAGCAGCAGAGCUAGCAGUGUUACCCAAUGUUGCAAAGCAAUUCUGGAAAGUCCAUGUCAUCACUAUAACUGGAUUCCUUAUGAGCAUUUUUUUAGUUGUUCCUUCAACCGGUGCGGUUGAUGCACUCAAGACAUGCACUUGUUUAUUGAAAGAAUGCAGGGUGGAGCUGGCCAAGUGCAUUGCGAAUCCUUCCUGUGCUGCAAACAUUGCUUGCCUGCAAACCUGCAACAAUCGUCCUGAUGAGACAGAAUGCCAGAUCAAGUGUGGGGACUUGUUUGAAAACAAUGUGGUAGAUGAAUUCAAUGAGUGUGCGGUAUCACGCAAGAAAUGUGUUCCUAGAAAGUCUGAUGUCGGCGAGUUUAAGGUCCCCGACCCAUCUGCACUUGUCAGAAACUUCAACAUUGCAGAUUUUAGCGGGAAGUGGUACAUAACUCGUGGCUUGAACCCUACUUUUGACACUUUUGACUGCCAAUUGCACGAGUUCCAUGUUGAAUCAGGCAAAGUCAUUGGUAACAUAUCAUGGCGCAUACGAACUCCCGAUUCUGGCUUUUUCACUAGAUCUACUCUACAGAAAUUUGUGCAAGAUCCUUCACAGCCUGGAAUCCUCUACAAUCAUGACAACGAGUAUCUACAUUAUCAAGACGACUGGUACAUUUUAUCGUCUAAGGUGGAAAAUGAACCAGAUGAUUACAUAUUUGUUUAUUAUAUAGGUAGGAAUGAUGCAUGGGAUGGAUAUGGAGGAGCAGUAGUGUACACAAGGAGCUCAGUUUUACCAGAGAGCAUCAUACCAGAGUUAGAGAAAGCAGCUAAAAGUGUCGGCCGAGACUUUAGCAAGUUCAUCAAGACAGACAAUACAUGUGGCCCUGAACCUCCUCUGGUUGAAAGAAUUGAGAAAACAGUCGAGGCUGGAGAGGAGACCAUCUUAAGGGAAGUAGAGGAGAUCGAAGAGGAGGUGGAAAUGGUCGGCAAGACCGAAGCUACAUUGCUUCAAAGACUUGCAGACGGGUUCAUGGAAGUGAAGAGAGAUGCUGAAAAUUUUUUCAGGGGGCUUGGGAAGGAAGAGAUGGAACUUUUGAAUGAUCUCAAGAUGGAAGCAACUGAAAUUGAGAAAGUUUUUGGCAGAGCAUUGCCAUUGAGGAAACUCAGAUGAACACAUUUUGAAAAGUAUCAUCACGGCAGCAUGCAAAGUAUCACCAAAGUUGUUUUUCAGUUCUUUUACAUACAGCAAAAGAAUUUUCUGAAUUUGUUCAUAAAAGAUUCAGUUACUUGCAAUAUUUCUUGGUUUAUAUCCUUAAUUAUGCAAGAUUUUGUAUGGUGAACACUGGAUGGAGA
Messenger RNA from Dioscorea cayenensis subsp. rotundata (Guinea yam), 1715 nucleotides. RefSeq names its product violaxanthin de-epoxidase, chloroplastic. Bases 142 to 1533 code for a protein of 463 amino acids. The record is from RefSeq and is a predicted model, not a curated record. NCBI's taxonomy places the organism in Eukaryota, Viridiplantae, Streptophyta, Magnoliopsida, Dioscoreales, Dioscoreaceae. The transcript is spliced from 6 exons. Gene Ontology annotation, biological process: xanthophyll cycle. Gene Ontology annotation, molecular function: violaxanthin de-epoxidase activity.